AAAAAAAAAAAGUCGAUUUGACUUAUAGCUCUCUGGUGUAGUGUAAAAAAAUAUACAUAUGUAUACUACGUAAAGAGUCUUCCCACGUAUUUGCAAGAGUUUUAUUUUCUUUCAAAAAAAAUUAUGUCAAAUAAUGGUAUUUCUUCGAGAAUAACUUAAAAAAUGAAGCUUUUUCAAAGAGUCGAGAAAGCAAACUCUUUGAUUAAAUCUUUAUCUUUGAAAUAAGACUUUGUUCAUCAAAAUUGGUCAAGAACUAUUGUUUGAACUCAUUGUUAAUGUAAAUGUUGUUUUUAAUAUUUUUCGCAAAGAAAAAAUUUCGUACAGUAGCACUCCUCGAAAUCUGCGACAAAAAAGAAGCUCGUAUACUGAUUUUUACGUCAUGAAUUCUCAUAUUCGUCUAUUACUGAUUUUCAAAUAUAAACUUGAAUGAUGUGUGUUUUGUUUCUGUGACAAUACGUAUAGAUACAAAGCGCCCCCAUGAAAAGUGUACUAAUUUUCAAGUGGCAAACGCGCUUAACCACUAUCUUCAGCAAAUGUUUUCUUCCUUUGCUAGCUCUGCUGACCCGCUGGCCUCUACUGACAGAGAACCGGCAAAAUGGACGGUAUCGCAUUGAACGCGUCAGAUCAUGUCUUAGAAGUGAUUUUCUCUUAUCUAGACUUACACACGUUAAGAAACUGUGCAUUGGUAUGUAAGAGGUGGUAUAGAUUCUUAAGGGAUGAAAAUAACGAUGUAUGGAGAAUGCAUUGUAUUAGAACGUUAGCUCAAGAAGCACUUAGUUCUGAUUUAUUAUCAUCGGUACCCACUUACAAAGCGAAGCUUCGAGCAUUUUAUCAUGCUUGGAAUCCAAAUGAUUGUUCACGUAAUGUUUAUAUCAAGCCAAAUGGAUUUACUUUACACAGGAAUCCUGUUGCACAAAGCACAGAUGCUUGUAGAGGUAAAAUAGGUUUUCGACAUGGACGUCAUGCAUGGGAAGUGAUAUGGGAAGGACCAUUAGGUACAGUAGCUGUUGUAGGUAUAGCUACAAAAGAGGCACCUUUGUUAUGUCAUGGAUAUGUAGCUCUGCUUGGUUCUGAUGAACAUUCUUGGGGAUGGAAUCUUGUUGACAAUCAUUUAUUACAUAAUGGAGAUGCACAAGGCAGUUAUCCAUUACUUAAUAAUGCUCCAACAUACCAGAUAGGAGAAAAAAUCAGAGUCAUACUAGAUUGUGAUGACAACACAUUGUCAUUCGAGAAGAAUUAUGAAUUUCUAGGUGUAGCUUUUAGAGGUGAUUUUUUUGUUACUAUUUCUAAUAAUUCGAUUAAUCAUUUAGCACUUUCUUACACAACAUUCUAUAUUUAUUAUCAAUUAAUCAGCAUCAGAAUUCAUUUUACAACUAACUGUACAGGGUUACCAGAUAAAAGGUUAUAUCCAUCGGUUUCUGCAGUAUAUGGAAAUUCAGAAAUAUCAAUGGUGUACAUAGGGCCACCUCUAGAUGGCUAACGUUUUACUUCCAACAAAAAAAUAUAUUUGAAUACUUAUCCGAAACUACAUUCUGCAGUUUGCUGCAAAGCUUGUGGCAUCUUAUAUCGACGUAUCUACGUUUCAGUAGAUUUAGCACACUAAAAGAUAUGAUUCUCUUAUUAGAGAAUGUGUGCCUAUUAAAUUACAUGGUUGGUAAUAUUGUAAAUAGUUAGUUCUAUUAUAUUUAAGAUGGAGUGUUAUAAAUCGCACAACAUCAUUAAAUUAUUUAAAUUUUGCUUUUAUCAGAUCCACUUUGAGAUCAUAUAAUGAUCAUGAAAUAGGAUAAAAGUAUUUUUAUGAACUCCAACCAUAUAAUUUUAAUAUUAUACUGGAACUAUACAUAGAAUUUUUUAUCAUAUUUUGGCCAGUUCAUAAGUAUAAGAACAAAAUUGACUAUUUAACUGAUUAACAAUUGGUUUAAAUUUUCAAAUUAAAAAGUUUUUUUGAUAUUAAAUUAUUUGUUAAGAAAAAUUAAUCACAUGGCAUAAUCACUAGUUAAUUUAAAUUUGAUAAAUGAAUUUAAAAAUCUUUCAAUUUUUUA
Molecule: messenger RNA, 2042 nt
Organism: Vespula pensylvanica (western yellowjacket)
Lineage: Eukaryota; Metazoa; Arthropoda; Insecta; Hymenoptera; Vespidae
Gene: Fsn
Product: F-box/SPRY domain-containing protein 1
Exons: 3
Coding region: 596-1480 (294 amino acids)
Biological process (GO): synapse assembly involved in innervation; proteasome-mediated ubiquitin-dependent protein catabolic process
Cellular component (GO): SCF ubiquitin ligase complex; synapse
Molecular function (GO): protein binding
Source: RefSeq, a predicted model, not a curated record